Messenger RNA from Penicillium diatomitis, 2121 nucleotides. Its product is annotated as Kelch motif domain protein. Bases 1 to 2121 code for a protein of 706 amino acids. NCBI's taxonomy places the organism in Eukaryota, Fungi, Ascomycota, Eurotiomycetes, Eurotiales, Aspergillaceae. The transcript has 3 exons. Gene Ontology annotation, molecular function: protein binding. The record is from RefSeq and is a predicted model, not a curated record.
AUGCAAUCGCUGGACACGUAUGUGAUGCCAGUCAGUCCUGCAAGUGGACCGCAGGCGGCGGCGGCGGCGGUGGACUCUGUCCCUGCAGUGAACAAGGCUCAAGGUCAUGUACCGGCAUGCUUGGUAAACGCCUCAAUAACGUACUGCGGCAAUGACACUAUCUAUGCCUUCGGCGGCUUUGACCAAUACACCGACGAAGUGUACAACCACGUGCUUCGUCUGGACUUGAAUACACUAAGAUGGGAGCUGGUGGACAACUUUGGGGACAUACCGGGCGUUCGGAUGGGGCAUACGGCUAGCUUAUAUCAAGGGAACAAGUUGAUUAUUUUCGGAGGAGAGAACGAGCACCGAGAAUAUCUAUCUGAUGUUAUAAUUCUUGACCUCGACACCUUCCACUGGACCCUGCCUCAGAUUUCGGGCACAAUUCCUCGUGGUCGAGCGCGCCAUGCUGCUGUCAUCCACGACCACAAAUUAUUCAUUUCGGGAGGUGUGACUGGUGAGAAUGGCGUGAUUCUGGAUGACCUGAGCUAUCUGGACUUGCAAACUUGGACGUGGUCCCGAACAUGGAGUUUCAACGCUCGGUACGAUCACACCGCUUGGAUCUGGGGCAACCGUCUUUGGAUCUUCGGAGGACUCGAUCCAAACAUGGAACGAACUUCGGACAUUUGGUGGCUAGAUCUUAAGGGUUCGCCUUCUCUGACCGGCAUGAAAUCAACUCCUGGUACCGACCGUCUCUCGCGGCUGUAUACGCCAUCCACUCAUUUCUCAGAACCUACUUCCAGUCCCACCUCCCAACAGCUUUCGCCUCGCUCGGGGGUGUAUCCUGCAAAUUCGGCCAGUGUUCAAGUGCGCAACCUCAGUCGUCGAAAGCCUCUUGCCCCGGGUGCAAUUUCCUCCAUGCGAUUUGUGUCUGGACCAAACGUUCCCCAACAAUUAUCCGGAACACACUUUCAAUCAUUCACUUCCGGGGCUUUGCUGAAUUUUAUUACUCCGUCGGAGACUGUGCGUCCGCAGGACUGUAGCCUCUCGGCGCUUGAUCUGAAUGCGUUACGAUGGCAGCGGCUGGCUGAUGGGUCAGAAAUCUUCCGGCCCGGGUUCCGCUGGCAUUACUGUAUUUUCAAUGAAACAGGGACCAAGGCCUGGCUGCUGGGAUGUAGCCUCGACUUGGCUAAUGUACCAGGGGCUAGUGACGAAAACCACAUGAGUCAAGUACUGGCCAUUGACCUUGAAAAGUAUGGGGUCCUCGGCAACAAUCUUUCCAACGACGCUCCCCUGCAGGGUGUCUCAUGGCCAGAUGACCGACCAGGGCAGUCACCUGUCUCGGGCCUCGGGGCGGACCUUGCAGCGGUCUUCGACCAAUCUCCUGAAUCCGGGAGUGGCGCAGACUUUGUUGUUACCGCCAUACGUGACGAUCAUGACACCUCUGUCUCAGAUGACCUGGGGAACAGCUCAGCCGGUUCCCCCGCUCACGCUCAGUGCACCUUUGUGGAGCCCACGGCUGCUACAUCGGAUCCAAUACACGUGCACAAGAUCAUCCUGCAGUUGCGGUGGCCGCACUUUAAGCGCCUCUAUGCCGCUCAAAUGGCCGAGUACCAUGCCAACCGGAUGCACAUCCCUGAGCCCUACUCUGCAGUGCGCGCUUUCUUGUACUACCUUUACACAGACAGCAUCGCUGGUCACCCAGAAUUCUGCUCGAGUGUGGUCGACGUAGCGGGUAUGCUGGUGAUGGCCAAUCUCUAUGACAUGCCCAAGCUUCGCCUGUUGUGCGUAAAUCGGCUGAGCUCUGAACUUGACGUGGAGAAUGCAGCCAUUGUUUGGGAGCGCGCGGGCCGUACUAAUGAGCAUUGGUUGAUGCGCCGCGCGGCACAGUUUUGCUUGACUCACUGGGGCCGAAUUGUUCGCACCGAUGGCUUCAAAUCCCUCAGCCAUGAGAGCUUGAUCAAGCUCUGUGAAGUGGUUGAUACCGAGGGUCGCAUUAUUGCGGGACCUGAUCUGGAGAUGGUCAGCGCGUUUGGGGCGGAUACCCACUGUGAUCGGGACUCCAGGCCUGCCCACAACCGGUUAGCUUCCGGAGUGAGCUUAGAUGAGGAAUCCGAGGAUGAAGAUAUGGUCCUCACAUGA